UACGUGGUCAUACCUCCAGUUGGCACCGAAGCCUUUCAAUGUCUUCUCAGGAUGAAGCCAUGAAAACCACUGAAGAAAUAGCUCUUCAGAUCCUGUUGCUGUGUCAGGUUGGCAUAGGGACUAUAGCGAACAUCCUUCUGUUUGUCCAUAAUUUCUCUCCACUUUUGGCUGGAUGUCAGCUGAGACCCACACAAGUGAUUUUCACUCACAUGGCUGUGUCUAACACUUUAAUUCUCCUCAUGACUGUGUUUCCAAACAAUGUGAUUGCUUUUGCUCAAAGGAAUCCUCUGAAUGACCUCAAAUGUAAACUUGAGUAUUUCCUUCGCAUCGUAGCAAGAAGCACAAACUUGUGCUUCACCUGUGUCCUGUGUACCUAUCAAUUUGUUACUCUUAUUCCUGGUAAUUUUGUUGAACUGAUGCUCAGAGGAAGAUGUCCCAAGGCCAUAAAUUAUUCCUGUUGCAGUUGUUGGUUGUUUGGUAUCUUAUAUAAUGUCUACAUUCCAAUGAAAGUCAAUGGUCCACAGAACACACAUAAUGAAACUGACAUUAAAAGUAAGAGGGCCUGUUUUACCUCUGGAUUCAGUGUAGGCAUUGUCUUUUUACAGUUUGCCCAUGAUGCUAUAUUUAUCAGUGUCACAAUCUGGACCAGUGUCUCCAUGGUAUUUCUCCUGUACAGACACCACCAGAGACUGAAGCACUUUCUUACUUGCCAUCAAGAACACAAAGGCUAUGCUGAGAUCAGAGCAGCCUAUAGCAUUUUGAUGCUUGUGGUCACAUUUGUAAGCUUUUAUCUUCUACACAGUAUUUGUUUUAUCUUUCACAUGUUUAUUGCAGACUGCCGUCUGUGGCUGAGGCAUGUAGGUGAAGUUUUAACUUCAAGCUUCCCCACUAUUUCUCCCUUACUGUUGAUCUUUAGGGAUUCAAGUUAUUCUUGUUCUCUUAUCUUCAAAUAUUGA
Molecule: messenger RNA, 956 nt
Organism: Apodemus sylvaticus (European woodmouse)
Lineage: Eukaryota; Metazoa; Chordata; Mammalia; Rodentia; Muridae
Product: vomeronasal type-1 receptor 1-like
Exons: 1
Coding region: 39-956 (305 amino acids)
Biological process (GO): G protein-coupled receptor signaling pathway
Cellular component (GO): membrane
Molecular function (GO): pheromone receptor activity
Source: RefSeq, a predicted model, not a curated record